AUGAAUGUUGAUCCCUGGUCAAAUGUUGGUCGGGAUAAAAAAUUUUCAUCAUCACCCGAAAAUACUUUGGAAUUUAUAGUAAAUUUACCUUCAUGUGGAGUAGGACCAAUGUUAAAUGAAACAUGUCGAAAACUUCAAAACUUUGUUGGAUACUAUCUUGAUUCUGUUGAAAUUGUAGUUUCUCCAAGACCACAUAGUAAAUCUGAAAUGAUAGUAUUUAAAAAUGUAUAUAUGCCGCAGAAACAUACCUCUUUUGAUUAUUCAGUUGGUAGUGAGAAAACAUUUGAUUUUAAUGUAAAUAUCAGACAAAAUCCUGGGGCAACCGCUAGUUGCAAUGCUAAAAAUAAAGGAUUUUCUGUUACAAUUAAGCAAGUAUUAAACUUUAUCAAUAAACCUAAAAAACACAUCAUCAAUUUUCGUAAUAAUAAACCACCAGUGAUGAAAUUCCCCAAGAUGGUUCAUACACUUGAAAUCGCUUUCAAUGACCUUAAGAAAUUUAACAAGGACUUUGCUGAUUUAAGAGAAAACAUUCACCGUGGAGAGAGAGCGCUUGAACUUAAACUCGGUAUUGAAAACUUAGAUCCAGAUUUCUUGGGAAAUAAAUGUUUCAAGCGUGAAUUGAAAUUAGAAACUCAGAAAUGA
Molecule: messenger RNA, 642 nt
Organism: Diversispora eburnea
Lineage: Eukaryota; Fungi; Glomeromycota; Glomeromycetes; Diversisporales; Diversisporaceae
Source: the annotation of a GenBank genome assembly